Engraulis encrasicolus (European anchovy) is the source of this 5343-nucleotide messenger RNA. RefSeq lists its product as uncharacterized. Bases 451 to 5343 code for a protein of 1630 amino acids. Lineage: Eukaryota; Metazoa; Chordata; Actinopteri; Clupeiformes; Engraulidae. Gene Ontology annotation, molecular function: nucleic acid binding; aspartic-type endopeptidase activity. The record is from RefSeq and is a predicted model, not a curated record. Gene Ontology annotation, biological process: proteolysis; DNA integration. The transcript is spliced from 2 exons.
GAGCAUCUGAAAAACUGAGCUGUGAUCAUUCUGAGAGAGAGAGAGAGAGAGUGAGCAGAAGCAUUGAGUACCAGCUCAGGUAAACUGUUGUACUUCAGAUUGUGGCUGUAAGUUGAAUUUACCUUUUUGAGACUGAACUACUUUGGACAUUAUCUUUUGCUUAUUUUUGAUGGACUUGAAUAAUUAUUUUGGACUUUCGAAUUCGCUAUUUUCUUUAUUGAAUUUUUCUUUUUAUUGGCCAACUUUAUUUACAAGCCACAAUUUCACAUUGUUGUCACUUUUUUGGAUUUUGGGUGCACUUCAAAUAAUAAACACCCUGCACUUAAGUGCUGCUGUGGCGGAGCCAGUCUGUUUUUUCUAAGGAACCCAACCUGAGCCGUGGUACUUUGUGACAUAUGGUGGCAGCGGUGGGAUUGGCCAGCCACAGGAAGUGCAUCACCAAAUUUCAAGAUGGCCGACGUGAAAGGUGAGAAGCAAGAAGAAGAAUGGCAGGAGGCAUCGGAGGUGCAUGAAGAGGAGCCAGAGCCGGUGGUACGCUCGAAGAUGACUUCGAGUACUCCGACAGAACAGAAACCCAAAGCCCGGUUCCAACCAGAGGUGACGGCAGCAGCAUCACUGGAGGAAGCAGAACGGACAUCAGAGAAGGAGGCAGAGCGUACAAUGGGAGAUGUAGCAGGCCUGCUGAGGGAGUUCCUGACGGUGCAGCAGCGUCGCGAGGAGACCAUCCUGGCAGAGAUUCGUGGCCUGGCUACACACCUUGGAGAAAGACAAGCCGGAGGACAGCAUGCAGCGUCGAGGACCGCAGCUACACCGGAGAGUGCCGUAGAGUCGGAGAGUCCACGGAUGGGCCUCCCCACACCAACCCCCCAUCGUCGUCGAAGCACCAGAGAGGAGCCAGCAGACUCGUUUGAUGAGCCGUGGGCGGUUCCUGCUCCAGCGCAAGACCAGCAUGCUGCAGUUCAAGAUCGACCUGCUGCAGCUCCAGCUCAACAAGCGCAGCCAGAGAGGGUUGUGCGCAAGGAGCCCAAGAUGCCGGUGUACCAACAGGGUGAAGACAUAGAAGAUUACCUGCUUCGUUUCGAGCGCAUGGCCAGAACGUGGGCGUGGCCAGAGAGAGACUGGGCGUGCCGCCUAGUGCCACUGCUGACGGGGAAGGCGCUUGCUGCCUACACAGCGAUGGAUGAGGAGAAGUCCAACACCUACAAGCAUCUACGAGAGGCGAUCCUGGAGAAGUUCGACGUGACGGCUGAGACCUACCGACAGCGCUUCAGGACGCCGAUGACACCGCCAGGAGAGACCCCGACGGAGACGUACAACCGCCUGAAGAACCUGUAUCGGCGUUGGAUAAAGCCAGAGGAGCAUUCCAAGGAGGACAUCGCGGAGACGAUCGUCAUGGAGCAGCUGAUCAACGUUCUGCCGUACGACGUCCGGACCUGGGUGAAAGAGCACGAGCCGAAGGAUGCUAAGACCACUGCAAAACUUGCCAUGCAGUACCUCAACGCUCAUCGGCGUGGCAGUCAGCGACCUCAAGCAUCACCACACUUUCAGAGUAAUCAGCGACCCCAAGCACCACUGCACCUCCAAGGCACUCAUCGAUCUCAAGCACCCCAGCGAUCUCAAGCAACCCAAGAUGUCAAAGACACACGGGACGGUAGAGGUACCAUGGGUGGGGCUGUGAGAUGGGAUGGUUCGCAGAGUAGAGGGCGAGAGAUUGUCUUUUAUAACUGUCAGCAGCAAGGUCAUAAAGCUGUUGUGUGUCCGAUAAGAAAGCCAAAGCUUAACGGGUUUUGCUAUGUACCGAGGGAGGGAGACAGUCUUUGUGGGGAUGAUGAUGACGAUGGUAAUGACAAUGCUGAUGAAAUGAAAUCUGAAAUUCUGUUGAAUGGACAAGCUGUGAAUGCACUGGUUGAUACUGGUAGCUCCGUGACUCUCGUGAACAGAUCCCUGCUACCAUCUGAUAACCUGAACUAUGAAAAGAAAAUGUUUGUGCAAUGUGUACAUGGUGAUGAGAAGGAAUACCCGACUACUGAAGUGACUGUAACUGCAAAGGGUCAAAUGUUUCUGAUUAAUGCUGGGGUGGUGAGAGAUUUGCCAACUGAUAUUGUCUUGGGGAGGGACUUACCAGUGUUGACAGAACUUCUGGAUACACCUAAAAGUGAAUCCGCAGGAGUGCAUCUGUCUUGUGCGGUGUUCACCAGAUCCCAAACGAAGGGCGGGCUUGAGCCCCUACCAGACUUGUGUAGUAGUCUAUGCAAGGGUGGGUCCAAAGGCCCCAGGAAGACGCGCCAACAGCGGCGCAUAGCGAAGCAUUUGGGUACCCCGGUGGCUAAACCGGAAACUACUGCUCUUAAAGCUGAUGGGUUGUGGGAGGUGCCAGAGAACAUGGGAGAAUUGCAAGCUGGGGAUGUAUCGUUGAAACCCUUGUUUGACAGAGUGAAUGGGAAGGGAGGUGAUCAAGUAGGGGUGGAUGGGGAAAGAGUAAUGUUGGAGAAUGGGCUGUUAUACAUUGAAGGGGAUAAUGUUAAGCGCCUAGUUGUACCGACCACAUGCCGACCCCUAGUCCUUCACCUCGCACACACACUACCCUGGGCAGGUCAUUUGAAACUCCAGAAAACGUACCUGAGAUUAAGCUCGCGAUUCUUUUGGCCCUCCAUGUAUACCGAUGUGCGUACAUAUUGUGCUAACUGUCCAGUGUGCCAGAAAACAGGUGCUGUGCGGAGAGCGGACAGAGUACCUCUGCACCCAUUACCCGUGAUCUCCACCCCCUUCGAACGCAUCGCCAUGGACAUCGUCGGACCACUGGAGAAGAGCAGCUCUGGGUACCGAUUCAUCCUGGUGAUCUGCGAUUACGCGACCCGCUAUCCGGAGGUCUUCCCGCUGCGGUCCAUCACCACACCGAAGGUCAUCAGUGCCCUGGUCCAGCUUUUCUCUCGGGUUGGAUUCCCAAGGGAAAUUCUCACCGACCAAGGGACGAACUUCACAUCACGACUGAUGCACCAACUCCACCAGCAGCUGGGAAUCAAAGCCCUCCGGACCAGCCCAUACCAUCCGCAGACGGACGGACUCGUGGAGAGAUUCAACCACACCCUCAAGAGCAUGUUGAGGAAAUUCGUCUCAGACACCGGCAAGGACUGGGACAAAUGGCUCCCCUUCCUCCUGUUUGCAUACAGGGAGGUGCCUCAAGCCUCGACGGGAUUUUCCCCAUUCGAGUUGGUGUACGGCUGGCAGGUUCAAGGUCCAUUGGACCUGCUGAAGAAGACGUGGGAGAGGCCAACAGAAGCUUCAUCCGAGGUGGGCAUCGUGCAGUACGUGCUGCGAAUGAGAGACCGCCUGGACCAGUACCGAGAGGAGGCUGAAGAGAACUUGCGGAAGGCGCAGAAGGCACAAAAGCUCUGGUAUGACCAGUAUGCUAGGCACCGUGAGUACCAGCCAGGUCAGAAGGUCCUCUUACUACUACCCACCAGCACCAGCAAGCUUCUCGCGAAAUGGCAAGGCCCAUACGUCAUCACCAAGAAGAUGGGUCCAGUCACAUACCAGGUACACCACCCUGACAAGGGCAAGACCACCCAGGUGUACCAUGUGAACAUGUUGAAAGAGUGGAAGGAGAUGAAGACUGAAGAAUCAAAUGUGAAGUUGGAGCAUCCAGAGAUGAAGAUGAAGGAAGUAAAGACUGAGAUGGCGGACACAAAGAUGGAGACAGCAGAGGUGAAGAGAAAAGGUGCCAAGGUGAUGAUGGUGCGGAAAGUGGAUGCAGAUGCAGAUGAAGAAGAUGAGGAUGACAUGCAGACCUGGAGGCCACGGAAAGAGGCUACAGUCACCCUUGACCACUUGAAGGCGGACAUGAAGGCAGAUCUUCUGGGGGUCUUCAACCACUUCCCAUCACUGUUCCAGCCUAGACCAGGGCUCACUGGAGUGCUGGAGCACAAGAUCCACUUGAAAGACCCCACUCCAAUCCGGCAGAGGCCUUACAGGGUGCCAGAGACCCUGGUGUCUGGACUGAGAGAAGAGGUCCAGACCAUGCGGGAGUUGGGCGUAAUUGAGGAUUCGAUGAGCGAGUGGAGCAGUCCAAUUGUGGUGGUGCCCAAGAAGGACGGAUCUCUUCGGAUAUGCAUGGACUUCAGGAAACUCAACGCAGUCUCGCAGUUCGAUGCCUAUCCGAUGCCCAGGAUCGACGACUUGCUUGAGAAGAUUGGUCGUGCCAGGUAUAUCACCACGCUCGACCUCUGCAAAGGUUACUGGCAAGUGCCGCUGGAGGAGAAGUCCAGGGAGUAUACAGCCUUCAGAACGCCUAGUGGGCUCUUCCAAUUCACCGUCAUGCCGUUUGGUUUGCACGGUGCGCCAGCCACAUUCCAACGGCUAAUGGACAGAGUCCUCCAGGGGUGUGACGAUUGCUGUGCUGCUUACCUGGACGACGUUGUGAUCUUCAGCGAGACCUGGACAGAACACUGCCAGCAUCUGCAGAGAGUUCUCCAACGGAUCCAAGAGGCAGGACUUACCUUGAACGUCCAGAAGUGCGAGUGGGCCAGGGAUGAGACCAAGUACCUGGGAUACCUCGUUGGCCAUGGAGAGGUCCGACCGCAAGUCGACAAGGUAGAAGCCAUCAUGAACAGUUCUCGACCUCGGACCAGAAAGCAGGUCAGGUCGUUCCUUGGACUUGUUGGAUGGUACCGCCGUUUUAUUCCCCAUUUCUCCACCAUCGCCGCACCUCUAACUGAUCUCACCAGCAAAGCCGCCAGGAAUCCAGUUCAGUGGACUGAAGAAUGUGAGAAGGCCUUCACUGCCUUGAAGACAUGCCUGUGUUCCUCUCCAGUACUACAAAGUGCAGACUUCACACAGCGGUUUCUGGUGCAAGUUGAUGCCUCGUCAGUAGGGAUUGGAGCUGUCCUGGUGCAAGGGAAGCCAGGUGAAGAAAGGCCAGUGCUCUAUCUGAGCCGGAAGCUACUGCCCAGAGAGCAACGUUAUUCUACAAUUGAGAAGGAGUGCCUUGCAAUUAAGUGGGCUCUGGAGAGUCUACGCUAUUACUUGUUGGGCCGAGAGUUUGAUCUGGAUACAGACCAUCGAGCUCUAACCUGGAUCCAGACCAUGAAGGACCACAACGCGAGAGUGACCAGAUGGUAUCUCGCACUUCAACCUUACAGAUUCAAGAUCCGACACAAAUCCGGAAAGCAGAACAUACCGGCGGAUUACCUGUCCCGAUUGCAGAUGCUCUGCAAUCUAGGAGAAGGGGAAGGUAAUGUGACAGAGUGCUCUAGCUCCUCCUUUGAACUCCAGCAGCAUUUGUUUGGGGAAGGUUUGUAUGGUGUGCGCGCCGCCAUGACAGGCAAACUCGAGCAGUGGGGCUGA